AACAAGUAAAAGAGUAAAGAGUAGAACACAAAUUCGCAAAACUUUUCUGAAAAUUUUAAAAAAUGAAAAAGUUAUCAGGGGUUAUAAGGUGUGUUUAAACCAGAAUUCCGCCUUGAUUUUUUUAGACUUUAUCUGAGUUCCCGUAAGAGUGAAAUUAUAGACUGUAUCCUGGAAUUAGUAGUCACGCUUUACAGUUUCCAACGCGUGGGAUGUCUGUCUAAAAUAAGGCAACAGGUAUACGUUUAUGAGAGGGGGAGGGAGAUAGAGAGGUGGGUUGUUGUUUGGCAUGAGUAGGUUUAUAGAUAAAACUAUUCCCCUGUCACUUACACAUACACACACAAUAAAAAUGUUCUUGACUGUACAAAGUGCAAACAACAUUAAAAAAAAAAAAAAUUGUGAAAUAGGCGAGUGACCUCCCCUUCUCAUUACUCUCCAGUACAAACACCAGCAGCGACAGUAAAAUCCGUAAUUCGCCUCUGAUCUCAUAUUUUUCACUUGCCGGAGUUCUGUGAUCUUUUCAGCACAAUUUCUUAUCUUAUCUACCUUCUAACAUGACAACUAGCUGUCGUAGACUUAAUAAUGGUAGAAAAAGCUCUGACCCUGUCAACCUGAAUGUAGGUGGGGUGAUUUACACUACCUCUUAUCUCACAUUGGUCAGCUACUCAGAAUCAAUGCUAGCUCGUAUGUUUGAAGGUGACUUGCCUUCGGCCAAAGACAAAGAUGGAAACUACUUUAUUGAUCGAGAUGGAAAACUGUUUCGAUAUAUUUUAAAUUUUCUUCGCACAAGUAAAAUUCACCUGCCUGAUAGUCUGGUAGAAUUACAGCAACUUAGUGAUGAAGUAGACUUUUAUCAAAUUCCUAGUUUGAAGGAAGAAAUAGGCCUUGAAAUUACUCGACGCCAUGAGGAGAAUAUGGUGAAAAUGUUACCGACUUGCUGUGAUUCUGAUGGCUAUUUCCUUGACGUUUUGGAGCACAAUGGUGUGCAGGCAAACUUCAAGAACCUCCAGCUCAUUGGACAUAUUGAUAUUAUCAAGGUAUUACCUCUUAGCCCAGAUGAUUACGGGGUGCUGCAGUGUUUAGUGGAGACAGUCAAACAGACAGACUACCACCCACACAAGAGCACAACUGGUCAUAUCUGGUAUCUAGGGAAAGGCUGCUUUGAACUACAGGAUAUCUACUACUUGACACGGGUCGAAAUUGGGGAGUUAGUGCGUGCACAUGGGGCACGCCUUGUGUCAUCAUCAGCAUCAUACACCAAUAGCACGGAGACGAACAAUAUGCAGACCAUAUUGAUAAUGGACAAGUGGCAUAUACCUGCCUACUGUAUCCAGAAGUUACGUGCAAACUGUAUGACUUGUAAAGCUCUCCCUCCUGGUCGCACAGUAGGUUUUUUAGACUGGAACCAGGAACACCAACAAUAACAUUUUAUUAGUUUUAUUAUUUUCUUAAAAUUUUAAAUCUAAUAUAAUGUUAAAUUAUUUAUGUCUAUAUCUACUAUGUGACCAUUUAAAAAAAUUUUUUAUGUAAAAUUUCUAAAAUACCAACAUUGUUAACAGAUAAACAUCUAAUUGUUGUUUACAACUUCACUUAGAGAUUUACCUGUCUCCAAACAAAAAAUAAUAUUGGACUGUGGUUCCCAUCCUCCCCCUACCUACUACAUUUUACUUCACACUUUUUAACUUUUUAUUUAAAAAAAUUCCUAAAGAACAAGAAUAUAUAUAGAUAGAUAGAUGUUUUCUUAAAAGUGUUUCAAGAAAGCCACUAGAAUGCAACUUAGAAAUAUUAGAGAUGAAAACAAAUGUAAAACAAAAGCAAUAAUUUACAUUUUUACCUUAUAUUUCAAUAUUUCGGAUUUAAAAAUCCUAUGUCAGGACAAGCUUAGGUCUGUACUGUACACACACACACAUACAUAUAUGGACAUGUGUAAGGAGCAGGUGCAAAAUGCACAGCCUGAAAUAUUAAUAUAUAACGCAAAAUUGUAAACCAUUAUUUUACUUUUGUUUCCAUUCCUAUAUUGCCAAUUUGCAUUGGAAAUAUCUUUCUAAAACAAAUUUAACUCACUUUUGCAAGUAUACUCUUCAAUUUCUUUAUUUCAAAAAUUUAAGAGAAACUUCAGAUUAGUUUUUAUUUGUACUUUGUUUUAGCUAUCACAGCUAAGGCAAUGCUGGAGCACUGCCUUCAGAUAUAAUUUUUUUUAUAUAUAUUUUUAAAAUGUAAUAUUAAUUUGAAACUAUUUUUCAUCAAGUUUCCCUCUCUUAAUUUUAUUAAUUUACUUUAAAAAAAAAACAAGCUAUUACAUUUUAUCUUUUUAAUUGACUUUGUAGAAUUUUCUUUAUUACAAGUUUCUAGAGCAGUGGGCUGUCAGAAUCGUUAGAGUGUUGAACACAAUACUUUGUAGGGUUUAGUUAUGGCUCUUUACAUUCUGAGUUCAAAUCCCACUUAGGUUGACUAUAUUUUUUAUCCUUUCUGGAUUGGUAAUUCAGUGUACCAGUCACAUGUUAUGGUUACUUGAAUUAACUAAUCUUCUUCCUCAAAAUUUGAAGCCUUGUGUCUAUGUUAGAAACAAUUGUCACAGACUUCUCUUAUUCCAUCCCUUGCCUUCUGCCUUUACCUGUUCAUUUUUUACUUUUAAGUCUAAGGCAUUUGUCAAUGAGUGUAAUGUAUGUGUUUGUGUCUGUACACACACACACACACACACACACUCUUGUCUACUUUAACCAUUUAUCUUUCCAAAUCCCACCAUUCUAUCAGACAUAUGGCAAAUAUUUGUUUUGAUAAGUUGCAGUGAUUUGUUUGAGGAAACUGCUUUUGUAGAGUGUUGCUAGCCAAUGUUGCCUGAAAGAUAUGCGAUCCUGACCCCCAUAUACACAUAGUGCCAGUGGACUUCCGUGAAGUAUACACACACUGCUCUUCAUAUCACAAAAUAUAUUCCCAUUGCUCCACACUCCAAUAAAAUUAUACACAUGCUACUCUUCACAGUCUAAGAUAUACAUACACUGCACUUCUCUUCCUCAAAUACAGUACUUUUCCUCCACUUUCUUUAAGCAAUAUAUAUAUAUAUAUAUAUAUAUAUAUAUAUAUAAUACUUUACCCCUAAAAGAGAAUACAUAUGGAAAUAUAAAUAUACACUGUGAUUUCACAGCUUCAGCUGUAUUCUGAUAUUUCAUUUCUUCACCAUAUAAGUCAUUAAUUUGCUAUAAAUUUCUGGAAUGAGGAAUUAUCAUUAUUAUAUACUGAUAUAAGGCAGCGAGCUGGCAGAAUCAUUAGCUGCACUGGGCAAAAUGCUUAGCAGUAUUUCUUCUGACUUUACAUCUGAGUUCAAAUGUUGCCAAGGCCGACUUUGCCUUUCAUCCUUUCAGGGUCGAUAAAAUGAGUACCAAUUGAGCCUUGCGGUCAAUGUAAUCGACUUAACCCUCCCCCGAAAUUGCUGGCCUAGUGUCAAAAUUUGAAACCAUUACUACAUAUUAAUAUAAUCAAACUAGUGACUUUGUCUUGAUUGUUGUACCCUCUUGCUUUCUUCUGUGCCUGUAGUAUGCUGUAACAUUCUCAGAUUUUCAAGUCAAACUCUAAUUCCAUUCUCCCUGCUAAGGAUGUUCUCCUAGUCUAUGUUCUUGUGAUGCCUGCUCAUUCCACUUGAACUAGUGUGUGUGUGUGUGUGUGUGUGUAUAGAAAGAGAAAGAGAGAGAGAGAGAGAGAGAGAGAGAGAGAGUGAUUUGGGGAUUGAAUCACACUCAUCAGAUAAACUGCAACACUUAAAACUUAAUUUUUAUAUUGACUGUUCCAUUAUCCCAAAGGAUAAUUCAAUAAUGGAAAUUGAAACUAACCUUUUUUUUUUAGUUUUAAUUUGCAUGCUGCUGCUGCUGCUAAUGCUACUGCUGAUGAUGAUUUCUAAUCUUGGCACAAGAUAACAGUCAUAAUACAACCUUUAAGCUAUAUUUAUGAUGACAAUAGUGGUGGUGGUGGUGGUGGUGGUGGUGGCUGCUACUACUGCUGCAGUUGUCAUUUGUUGCUUUGGUUACUUCUUUGAGAGCAAAGUUUAAUCAGAGGAGUAGUGUUCAUCAUUAUUUUUAACAUUGGACAUCUUUCAGUUCUAUAUUUAAGGGAUGAGGAAUUAUGUACAUUACUUACAUUUGAUGGAUAUUUGUCCUCAUUUUGUAUGGUGUUAACACAUUUCGGCUGGAGGGUAUAUCAGCCGAAACAUUGUGUUAACAACAAACAAGAUGAGGACAAAUAUCCAUCAAAUGUAAAUAAUGUAAAUAAUUGGUCAUCUUUGUCUUUUAUUGUUUUUAUUAUUUUUUAAUUUUAAAUCUUACAUACAUAAUUCUCCACUCCUUCAUUCAAAAGACAUUCAUCAGCGGUUAGUUGAGGGAGAUUUGGCUGUUACAAUAAGCAAGCCAAGGGAAUUACACAAGCAACCCCACUUGCUUGUUUUCUAUGCCAAGAAUGUUAAUGAUGCUGAUGAUGGUAGUGACGAUAAUGAUGAUGAUGAUUUUCCCCACAUUGACUUCUCCCAUAACUCUCUUUAAUGCUAAACAAAACCACAAGUUAUUCAGUUGUCCUCCAAAUGAAAUUUAUCUCUAUAUAUGUGACCUAGUGAACUGGUUGCAGUCAAGGAAUUUAUUAGUUACUCGUUCAUUUAGGUAUGCUCAACCUCUUCACUCUUCUCAUUCAGAAAGCAAAAGAGAAUUUUAUUUUUUCCCCUUUACCUCCAGCUUUUCUUUUACAUAAUUUAAAACAUUUUCUUGCAUUUAUUAUUUUAUGCAAGAGUAGGUGGUUGUUUAUUCCUCACUCAAGGUUUGCCCAGAUCAAGCAUUCCAUAUGUGACCAUUCCAUUUUUUUAUUCAGACAUAAUGUACCCAUGGCUAUCAAAGCCAACAGUGGUACUGCUAUGUACUACAUAGGGGUCCCAUUGUUUACAGCCUCACUCAACUACCGAGUCCAGUGAGCCUUUCCUCUUCUUGAGAUGGUUGGGUGUGGUUUGAGGAAGAUUCAACUGCUAUUUCUUAAUUGGCCAAAAUACCAUGCAGGGACUCUUAUUGACUCCUCAUGCUAAUUUAUGUAGAUUUUAGUGGAUUGGAAAAUCUAGCAAAUUUGAAGAAUUAUAAAUUAACAUGACACUACUAAACCACUUAUGUUUUACUUGAAAUAAAUUACUCCAGCUUAAUAUUAAUGUAUUUAGAUAGGUAAUUUUAAAAAAUUCAUUUAUUUUCCCCCAAUUUAUCCUUGCACACACAGACACACACAUUCGCUGUCUCUGUCUCUCUAUCUGUUUGUCUGUCUCUCUCUCUCUCUCUUACACACACACACACACACACGCAUCAAAAACAUGAAGUUAUUUAUAAUUUUGAACAGAAGACAUUGUGAAUAUCUCGGAAUGGAAAAAUAAGUUUUAAGUGUGAUCCAUUGGAUAGGCAAAUUUGAUAUUGUUGUUAUUGUUAAGAUGGAUGCACUGGUAUGGCCAUGAAAUAUGUGUGAAUGAUGUUUACUUGGAUAGAAAACUGCUAUGUUUAUGAUUUAGUUAAAUACACAGAUACUGUUUCAUAGACUUCUUUUUGUCCAUGCUCCCAAGCAUGUUGGGACAGAUUUUGCAUAUUUCAACAUUUACAAAUUAUUGAAACUCUUGGUUUUAAAGCUGUCUGCUCUUCUUACAAUUGACCUUACAAUUGUUGAGAUCUUGUAGAAUCUGGUCUAAGUUUAAUUGUACUGAGGUGUGACUAUAAUAAUUAGGUUUGAAGUCUUAUAGUGCACACAACCAUUCCUGCUCAUAUUUUCAUUUUCUUUUUUUUACUUUUUCUUUUGUAAUCUUUUUCCUGCCUAGUCCUUCUUUUAAUGAAUCUCAAAUGUCUUUCCAAUCUUUUCUGUUACAAGAUUAAUGGUAAAGCUGACAAAAUAAUGUUAUUGGAAUAUAUUUAACUGACUGAUUAUACUUUAUUUUAUUUAUUUAUUUUUUAAGUUUUGCUAAAUUUGAUUUUUUUUUCCUUUCAGCAUAUCUAUUUGUUACAUAACACAACACAACACACACACACACACACUGUUACAAAGGAAAGGUUCACUGUGCCUUUGCUGCUUUGAUGUCAUUGGCUUCCUCAGAAUGUCUGACAAAGCCAACAACAGGGUAUCUUUAAAGUUACUGUCAACCUUUUCAUUGUAAAACUAAAUGUGAUACUUUACCUAAAUGUAUUGAGUGAGCCUUCAUCAACCAAUGAGUGAGUGUUUAUAUAUAUAACUAUAAAUAAAAACAAACACACACACACAUGCACAUAUAUACACUUUAUAUUGAUUUAUUUUUGAUAAAAAGUGUAAAAUUGACCUUAUCACAAAAAGCUCAAUUGUUGAGAAUAGAAAGACAAAUAUGAGAUUGUGUGAAAUGCAAAGUCAUUAGCAUUUUAAGUGAAAUGAACUGGUUACAACCAGGAAUCAAAAUCUUAUUCUCUACUUGGUUUGUAAGAGAACAUGAAAAAAGAAAAUCAUAAAAAUAAUUUGAAGAAUUCAUAAUAUAAUCAAAAUUUUCUUAAUUGCUGCCGUUAUUAUUAUUAUUAUUAUUAUUAUUAUUAUGUUUAUCAAGGUGGCAAACUAGCAGAAUUAUUACUCCACCAGAUAAAAUGCUUAGUGGCAUUUCUUUUUGCUCUUUACAUUCUAAGUUCAAAUUUCACCAAGGUUGACUUUGCCUUUCGUGCUUUUGGAGUGAUAAAAUAAGUACCAGUUGGGUACUGAGAACAAUGUACUCGAUUAGCCUACCUCCCCCAAAAUUUCAGGCCAUGUGCCUAUAGUAGAAAAGGUUAUAAUUAUUAUUAUUAAGACAGCAAGCUGGCAGAAUCAUUAGCACAUCGGGCAAAAAGCUUAGUGGCAUUUCGUCCGUCUUUCUGUUCUGAGUUCAAAUUCCAUCAAGGUCAACUUUGCCUUUCAUCCUUUGGUGGGGGUGGGGGUGGGGGUAAAUUAAGUGCUAGUAAAACACUGGAGUCAAUGUAAUUUCAGGCCUUGUACCUUUAGUAGAAGACAUUAUUAUUAUCAUCAUUUUUAUUAUUAUUAUUGUUAUUAUUACUGCUACUACGAAAAGGGCUAUCAGUUUGUAGAAUCAACAGUGUAUUGGACACAGAAUAUCUUGUGGUAUUUUCUUUUGUUGCUGUUAUUGUCUUAUCACAAGUCAACCUUGAUUAAUCAGACUUAUGAUCAAAAGCAUUCCAACUGUGACUCUCCUGUUUUUUGUUUUUGUAUCCUAUGUGAAGGAAACCCAGGCGACACCACAUAAUCCAGUAACUUGUUUUUGAGAGAGAUUUGGUGGCUGCUAUUUCUAGCAUGUUGAGUGAUCAUGCAGAGACUCUUUAUCAGUUUAAGUGGUAUUUUUGUUACAUCUCUUUUGUGUUGUAAGUUCAAAUGCUUCUAAGGUUGACUUGGACUUUCAUCUUUCCAGGGUUGAUAAAAUAAAGUACCAGUGAAGUACUGAUAUAAUUUCAACAUAAUUAAAUUCUCACCCCCAAAACUUCUGGCCUUGUACCUGAUAGAAAUUAUCAUCAUCAUCAUCAUCAUCAUCAUCAUCAUUAUUAUUAUUAUUAUUAUUAUUAAGGUGGCAAGCUGGUAGAUUUGUUAGCACAAUAAGCAAAAUGCUUAGCAGUAUUUCAUUUGUUUUGAUGUUCUGAGUUCAAAUUCUGCCAAGGUUGACUUUGCCCUUCAUCCAUUCAGGGUCGAUAAAACAAGUUCAGCACUGGGAUCAAUGUAAUCGACUCAUUCCCUUCCCCGAACUUGCUGGCCUUGUGCCAAAAUUUGAAGCUAUCAUUAUUGAUAAAGAAAUCGUUAUUAAUAAAUAAAUAAAUUGUUAUUAUUAUUGGUAGUAGUAGUAGUAGUAGUAGUAGUAGUAGUAGUAGUAGUAAAGAAAGUAGUUGUUUUGCAGCAUUGUUUGAAUAUCAAACAAAAUGCUUAACAGUAUUUGUUCCAGCUCCUGGUUCUGAGAUCAAGUCCCACUGAAGUUAGUUUUGCCUUCCAUCUUUCUAAGAUUAAUAAGAUAAAAUGCUAGUCAAGUACUAAGGUCGAUAUAAUUAACUGCUUCCCCCUUCCAAAUCUCUGGGCUUCUUCUUUUGUAAGAAGUUAUUCAAGCUGCAAGCUGGCAGAAUUGUAAGCAUGCUGGACAAAAUGCUUACUGACGUUUCAGCCUUCUUUACGUUCUGAGCUGAAAUUCCACCAAAGUCGACCUUGCCUUUUAUCCUUUUGGGGUUGAUGAAAUAAGUACCAGUUGAGCACUGUGGUUAAUGUAAUUAACUAGUCCCUUCAUAAAAAUUUCAGGGCUUGUGCCUAUAGUAGAAAUUAUUAUUAUGAAAUAGGACAAUGGAUUGGCAGAAUAAUUAAAGCAUCAGACAAAAUGCCUUGUGGUAUUUGUUCUAGUUUUUUACAUUCUGUAUUCAAAUCACACUAAAGUUCUAUUUUGCUUUUCAUCCUUCUGGGGUUGAGAGAACCAGUCAAGUAUUAGAGCCAGCAACAUUUGUAGCCUUGUUAAAAAUAAUAAUUAUUAUUAUUAUUAAAAAAUUACCAUUAGAAAUGUUAGCACGGCACUUAGAGAUUUUUAAAAAAAAAUAUAAAUUAUAUAAUAAAUAAAUGAAAUAUCGAGGUGUUUUAUGUAAAUUAGUAUUAGAUGCUAUAAGAACAAUUCUGCCAGCUUGCACCUUGAAUAAUGUCUUACAAAAGAAGAAGCCCAGAGAUUUGGAAGGGGGAAACAGUCAAUUAUAUCGACCUUAGUCCUUGACUGGCAUUUUAUCUUAUUAAUCUUAGAAAGAUGGAAGGCAAAACUAACUUCAGUGGGACUUGAUCUCAGAACCAGGAGCUGGAACAAAUACUGAAACAGGAAAGAGCAACAAUUCACUGAUGAGAUCUAUAUUAGGUGUUGCUGAAAAUUAGUUUCAGCAUGAAGAAGAAGGUUUAAAGCCCUGACAAUAGACAAAAAGAAUAUGCAGUUCUAAUAAACAGUGGAGAUGUAAUUUCAGAAUUAUUUUAGAGUAAGGCUAAAUACAUAUUCUUACAUUGAUUUAAUUGACUUGAUUCAAUUAGUUUUAUGGUGUGUCCUGUAGUUUUUGUAGAACAUAUUGAGUUGCAGAAGUUGUGGUGGUUGGAGUAAGAGGGGGACAGUGUUAUGUUUAAGUUUGAUGAAGUGGCUUUCAUCUCUCUUUUAAAGCUUUAAGACUCAGUAUUUCCGAAGCAUUCAUACUAUCUUGUACACAUGUGCGCACAUGCACACACACACAUUCUUUCUUUCUCUUCUUGAGAUAGAAUUUGAACCUAGAACUCAGAGAGAUGAUAUCAAAUACUGCAUUGCACUUAAUAUGGUGUUUUACACUUUUUACCACCACCAUCCGCCCACUCACCCACCCACCUGUGCUUACAUGAAAACUCAACUGCAAAAACUUGAUUUGUUUUUCUAACUUCUCAGCAUUUUCACAAAAUUCUGUAUUUCUUAUUCUAAUGGUUUCCAUUAUCACCUAAUAUUUUUUUAAAAUUGUUUUUAUUUCUCUGAUGUUCUUAAAUUAAAUUGGAGUGUGUGUGUGUGUGUGUGUGUGUGUGUGCGCAGGAAAGAAAAGUUGUUAAUUUGUUGUUGAACACAUUUCAGUCUGUUUUGUAAGAGUAAUGACACUAAAACUUAGGCCAAAUUAAUUAUGUAAGGCGUUUUGGGUAAACAAAAGUAGCAACAAAAAAACUCUUAAACUUAAAUAAGAAGAAUAACAACAAAACUAAAUUCACACAAUAGUCAACAAUGGAUUUGUUUGUGAAAGCUUGUAGGAAAAACAUUUUCCCCUUCUUUUUUGUUUUUGAUUCAAUCUUUUCAAUGCCAACACAUUUGAGAUACUUUUGAUUCUGUGAUAUAAUACUGUCCAUUUUAAAGUAUUUCUAUUUAAAUAAAGAGGCGAUACAAAUUAUGUACCAAAGACCAGUGUAAUAACAACAAAGUUAUUUUAUUCAGAACCUUGAAAUUCUUGAUUAUUUUCAAAAUUAAUUGAAACAUCAUAGUUUGUGUAUUUUAUUAGAGACAUGAACCAGAAGGGGCUGAACUCCACCUACAUUUAAAAAAAAAUUAAUUAAAACUGAGCUGGCAGAAUUUUUAGCACACCAGGCAAAAUGCUUAGCAGUAUUUCGUCUGUCUUCAUGUUCUGAGUUCCAAUCCUGCCAAGGUCAACUUUGCCUUUCAUUCUUUCAGGGUUGAUAAAAAUAAGUAGUUGAGUACUGGGGUUGAUGUAAUUGACUUACCCUCAUCCCCAAACUCGCUGGCCUUGUGCCAAAAUUUGAAACCAAUAUUUUAUGGAGAACUCUUCUAUUUCGACAUUUACUUUUCCAUAUACACCACCCAUCACAACUACCACCACAGAAGCAUGAGGCAACAAGAGUCUGAUUAUGGUCACUCCACCGGAUUAAAAAACAACAGUAAAUUACACUACUAUCUUAAAAGAGAUGAGAUCUAAGAUGACAUUGGAUAAUGUAGUACAAGAUACACAAUGACUGAAAAGAAAGACGGGUUGGUCGUAGUUGGAAAGCUUUUGAUUUUAAAUAUGCUCAAUCAAGCCUAAUUUGGGGCUAAGCAAUAAUGAAGGAGCCUCUAAGUGAUUAGUUCACCAGUCCCCUCUAUAAUCACAUCUUAGCAUCUAAAUAAAAAAGAAGGGGCACAUUGGAUAUAUAGAUAUGUCUGAAUAAAAGACAUAGUAUGGCUGGAACACCUUUGAUCAUUGGUCUGCUUGAUCAGGACUCUCUUUUGGAAAAACAACACUAGUGCUUUGAGAACCAAUAGAUUUCUCUCUCAUUCUGCAGAAAGUUAACUAUCUCAGUGACCCUCACUAAAGAAAUGAGCCUAUACACACACAUACACAUGCAUUUUUGGGUUACUGAAUACAUAUUGUAGAGUAUAUUUAUUUGUAGAAAUCUAGUGCUUCAUUUUGUCACUAGUGAGUUUCUUAUUCAAUAUGGCCAUUCACGUAACAUUUUUUUUUUCAUUUUACCUGAAGACUGUAUCAAGUGAUAAAAUCUGAGUAACAAAGGUGUGAAUCACUAACUUCAUAUGAAUUCGUACACACAGGCUUUUUUUUCUCUGCUAAUUCUUAUAAUCAUUGUUAAUUGUGUAAUAUCUUAUAUCAAAUGGUCAUUAAAAUAAUAAUAAUGAUGGUGGUGAAGAUGUAAACAAUGCUUGUGCUACCAUCACUAUAACUACCCUAGGUUCUAUUAAGUAUACAAACACAAAUAUACCAGAUCAAACAUCAUUAAUUUUCAUUUGAUCAUUUGAAAUAUCUUUUCAUGCACACAUAUUCAUUUAUUUAUUUACUCUUAUGUACUAAUAUGUACCGUCCAUUAUAUUUAAAUUUUCUGUUUUAUUAUUUUCUUUAAAAAAUCAGACAUUUCUCAGAUUCUUGUACAAAUAUUUUAGAGAACUAUUAUUGUUUGCUUUUAAUUUGUUACAGCAUCUAUUUAAUGAUCUGUACAUUCUGAGUUCAAAUCCUGCCAGCAUCAACUCUGCCUGUGUUCUUUCCAAUGUCAAUGAGAUAAAGUACCAGCCAUGUUCUGGGCUGAAGUUAAUCAACUAUUAUAACAUCUGUUAUUGAGAACUGUUCUUGUAAAUUUUUUAUUUGUUGCAAUAUUUACAUACAAAACUCUACCUUCUGAGUCUAAAUCUCACUGAGAUCAACUCUAUCUGUCAUCCUGUAAUGUUAAUAAAAUAAAAUACCAGUUGUGUACGAGGGUUGAUUUGACAAACUCCUCCCAAGUGUAUGGCAUGUUAGAAAUCACCGUUUCUAUAUGUUGUUCACUUAAGCAAAACUAUCUGUCUUAUGAUCAACAAAUUAAAUUAUAUUCAUAUUGCUGAACCAGCAAGUUAGCCUCUGAAGUAGUUCUGUUAGUUAUAGAGAUAAUAGUCAGCAUAUAGUAAUCAUAUAUAAGAGUUUUUUUUUUUUAUCAUUUCACACAGUUCAAUUUGAGUCCUACAGUAUGGGAAGGGGGUCUUUUAAUGUAUAUGUAUUUAGCUGCUGGUAAACUCAUAAUCAUUAACUGGUUCAAGUCAUGUCUGUCUGAACAGACUUUCUGCAAAUUUUGUGAAUUAAAUUGUUAAAGUUGAUACCUCAUCUGUCAGUAAAUUUUGAAGUCAUUCAUUGAUGAGUAACUUCAAAAUUGGCAGAGAGCUGAACCUCAUAACAUGGUUUCUACACUAAAUGAAGAUUGAUGUCUUCUAUAAAUUUACCAUUUAGUGAACAUACAAAUUGAACUAAUCAUUUCAAUCGAGCAAGAGACCAACAUACACUAAUACUGGGGCACUUUUCUCUUAUAAAUAUUAUUGUAGCUUCCUUCACAAAUAUGCAAAAUAAAUGCACUCCAAACAUUUCGUAAGAUAUUCUAUGAUGGAGAGUUAUUAAACAGAAACCAGUAUUUACAAAAGAGUCUUACUGAUAUACAAUUAUGUUAAAAAGCCACAAAUUCUUUAUAGGAAUAAUAUAGAAUGGGUUCACUUCUAACAAAUAGAAUCAGUGGCCUGGUUUCAGUCCAUUUUUCCUGUUAACCUUGAGGAAGAUAUGCACCUCAAACAUUUCGCCUCUACUCUUAAAUCUGAAGCCUUCUAAGAAUCAAAUCACUUUUACUUUUCUCUUCUAAUGAAAAUAAGCAUCCUUUGUUAAUGGGGAAGGGAAGAUGACAGUACACAAUAAAUAUAUCUACAUUCAUGAUUUUCAUUCUGUUGCUAGAGUUGAAUUUAUCUGCGUUGAAUGGAUCUUGGUCAGUCAACCAGAGGGUCAGUAUUUCAUAUCCUGGCACAAAGUACACCUGACUUCUGUAAAAUGUAUUUUAUUAGCUUGUAGUGCUGAGUUUAUUUCUUUGUAUGGGCAUCAAAGUACAUAAAACUGACUUUUUAAAACUGAUUCUGUCAUCAUUAAAGUGGACUCAAAACAAAUAAAUGCUAACAAGCUAAUCCUUUUCAAAUUACCGAUGCUGAACUCUUGCAUUAAAUGGAUGAGAAAUAAUUAUAUUUUGGGAUAGGAUAUUGCUCUUUUGCAGGUAAUUUCUUCCACUCAUAAAAUUAAACUCUGCAUUGCAAGACAAGUAAUCUGUCAAUUCAACAGGACUGAUCAUAGAGCUCAGCUAAACAGCUUUGUUUUACCUACUUAAUGGUUCUUGCAUCUGUUUUAACAUCAGUGAGUGGAACUGCCUACUCAUUGUAUUACAAUGUAAGUGGUUGAGGAUUGCAUAGACAUUUGUUCUUUUAAUGUAAUCUAAUAGAAUCAGUGUGACAAGGCUGGACACUUUGAAUUAUAGGUGCAGUCUAUCUGGUAGGCUUCCACAUAGUUUCUGUUUCAGUUUCAUUCAGAAGGCCUUGAUUGAGUUGAAAAUAAGUCAGAUUUUUGUCCAAGGUGCCAUACAAUGAAAUUGAACCUAGGACCUUGUGAUUAUAAAUGAACUUCUGAGGAAAGAACUAACUACCUUGGCCCAGGACAGCAAAAUACUGAUGGUAGGAUAUGAGCUAUUUAAACUCCUCAGCUGGUUGUCCUUACCCAACUUAUUCAGUCGAGAAUACUUUUCUGAUAUAGAAUGAAUCACAAUGUCAAAUGAUCUUUCAUAUAUGUUGAUGCACAAACACAUUCAAUGCUUUCUUUGUUUCCACACAAUGGCAUUUCUUUGUUCAAUAUAUUUAUUUGUCAAAAUGAAUAAAAAUCAAAUUGAAUUUGAAACUUA
Messenger RNA from Octopus bimaculoides (California two-spot octopus), 13680 nucleotides. RefSeq lists its product as uncharacterized. The record is from RefSeq and is a predicted model, not a curated record. Gene Ontology annotation, molecular function: protein binding. Gene Ontology annotation, biological process: protein homooligomerization. Lineage: Eukaryota; Metazoa; Mollusca; Cephalopoda; Octopoda; Octopodidae.